Messenger RNA from Physcomitrium patens, 1538 nucleotides. Lineage: Eukaryota; Viridiplantae; Streptophyta; Bryopsida; Funariales; Funariaceae. The record is from RefSeq and is a predicted model, not a curated record.
UAGCUGCGAGGUGUUCUCAGGCAAGUCCAACAGCCUAGCUUGACAGGGAUCGGCCUGGACGCGUCUUUCAAGCACGAAGGAGAGACGGUUGUACUCAUCAAAUUUUGGAUCUACAAAGGAGCAUCCUGGAGAGUGGAUCCGCAUGUAUGUUACUGCAUAUAGGCGGCUGAAGUUCCAACUUCGCAGCUUGUAAUCUGACAUUGUAGAGAGAAUACGUCUCUGGGUGUGCUCAGACAUUUGUGCUUGUAUUGUAGGGUUUCGUCCCCUGAAGACCACGUGUGAUAAUAGAGUAAAGCGUUGGAUAGCUGACAUGGCCACAGUGUUUUCAGAUGAAUUGUAUAAUGACGAGGUUGUGAGCCAGUCAGAAAAUGCAGAGAGGUCUAUUGGAUCUCUUUCGGAUGAACUCUGGUUACGUGUGUUAAGGGUGGGGGUAGAUGGCGGCUUCCUAGAUCAUAAGGAUUUGUGCUCUUUGUCCUGUGUUAGCCAUCGGCUCUCUCGUCUCUCCUCUUCUGACUCCGUUUGGCAACGUGCAUUCCAUCGAAAGUUUGCACCGCCGUCGGACGAAGCUUCUAGUUACGCCAGUGGGGCUAAGCGGAAAGGCCAGUACGUUGGCGCCACACCACUCGAGUCGAAGAAGCGGAAACACUCUACCCAUGGAAGUCGUCACAGAUCACUUAGAAGCAGACAAGUUGUUGUACAGUCUUGAGCACAACUACUUGUUCAACCUUGGAUAGGGUUGUCAAUUCUCUUUUGAUAGAUUCUCUUUUGUAUUCUAUGUUCAAAUGGACCACAGUUAGCCAAAGUGCCUCUCUCAAGUUUUUUUUAUUUAUUUUUUAUUUUUUAUUUUUUUAAUAGUGUACAAAGCCAGGUAGUUGUUCUAGUAUUUUCAUGCACCUGUUUGGAGUACAAGUCUUAAGCAAGAACAGCUUCAGUAUCAACUCUUUGGGGGUCCUUGGAAGAGCAGUCUGAACUCCAGCACUUGUCAUGUGGUGAGUGGUUUGAAUUUUUUUCGCAGCAGGAGUCGAGCUUUGCAGGGAGCCUUCAUGUCCUGCCACACUGAAGGUGAUAUAGGACAUUCCUUCCUGCUGAUCUUGAGAACCAGGAGCUUAGGUUGAGUAAAACAAACAGUGGUAAUGAUGCUCCUUGGGCAUUUCUAUGGCUUUGUAAAUAGGAAUACCGUUUGCUCCUUUUAGCAAUGAUCGGUUUUUGGAUUGCUAUCGUCUGAUUGGUCAGUUGCCUGCAUAAGCUGUUGGUUUUUGUCUCUAUUUUCUGGUGCCUCAGCAAGAGAGAUGCUUUGUAAGCUCAUAACUCAUGUGGACACUUUUUGAAUCAGCUGCAGCUUUGUGUGGUCCCUAUGUCGUGCUUUCAUCGAUGGAUAUUUUCCAGGGACGUGAGUAAAGCUGAGAAACCAUCAGGUUAGGACAGAAUUUUGUGGAGGACACCUCACAUUGCAGAUUCCGGUGUUGCUCAUAGUCCACUUUAUUAUGGUUAGUGUACUUGGCCUUAAACAAUUCAAUAAAGAAGUGGAGCUCAGGCUA